This is a messenger RNA of Sitophilus oryzae (rice weevil), 4352 nucleotides long. RefSeq names its product protogenin B-like. The coding region runs from base 130 to 3447 and encodes 1105 amino acids. Gene Ontology annotation, cellular component: plasma membrane. The record is from RefSeq and is a predicted model, not a curated record. Gene Ontology annotation, molecular function: protein binding. NCBI's taxonomy places the organism in Eukaryota, Metazoa, Arthropoda, Insecta, Coleoptera, Curculionidae. The transcript is spliced from 17 exons. Gene Ontology annotation, biological process: cell adhesion; axon guidance.
GGUUUCCCCUCGCGGUGCGUGCGUUCCUCAAUUCCCGUGUGUCGUGUGCGUUUUUAUCGCUUUUUCUUCCCUGAUUAUAAUCGGCCGUUCCGUUCCCAGUGUCUACCGCUCCCAAAUGACUACUCAUUUAUGGCUAUGCGAACAUUUCAACUCUGCCUUGUGUUUGCAGUAGGAUAUUUCGUUCAGCGAGCCUCAGCUCUACUCGGCGCCAACAGACCGUCCCUCCCCAUCGACAACCACUACCCCCAGCACGCCCCCUCGUACGUCCGCCCCCAACAGCAACAGCCUUCUCCCGAUGUCUCCCUCCGCUUCGUCGAAGAGCCUUCGGACGUGGUCACGCCCCGCAACCGCGACGUCACUCUUCGCUGCGCCUGCGUUUCCACCCGCGGCAACGCCUCCGUCACGUGGCUGUACGAGGGCCGGUCGCUGUUCGCCGAAGACGGUCCCGCCUUCGCGCCAGGCCUCGCCCGCUGGCGUUUGGAGGAAGGGGGCGUGGCCUUGCGUCUGCUGCGCGUAGCUGGAGGGGGUAAGAGGGCGGGACAGGGUGGCAGCGGAGGGGGCAACGCGGGGGAGUACGCUUGUUUGGCGCGGAACGAAGUGGGAGCGGUGAUGUCGAGGACGGCGAGGGUCAGACUGGCAACAAUGGAUAAAGAUGUGACCGCGCUUACCUAUAACCUCACUAUUUACGAAACCCAGCCCAUCCUUCUUCACUGCAGUGUUCAUUCGACGCCUCCCGCUGAAAUCCAGUGGGAGUUCAACCAACUACCUCUACCAAAAGACAAACGAUAUGUUCCUUUGCCUGAUGGCUCCUUAUUAAUAAGAAAUACCAAGCUUUCCGAUACAGGAAAUUAUAGAUGCAUAGCAGAAAAUAUUAUACUCAAGAAAACUAAAUACAGUAAAGAUGUAGAAAUUAGUGUUGUACCUUUAACCGUAGACAGUAUACCUCCCACGAUUAUGCUAGUUAAUUCAUCUGUCAACAAAUCGGCGCUAGAUGGCGAAGCGGUCGAUUUUAUUUGCAUCGCUUCCGGUUAUCCCCUACCUACAGUACAAUGGCUGAAUAGCUCCAACGCAGUUAUAAGCAACUCAUCCACACUUACCAUUCGCAAAGUCCAUCCCAAAGAUUCCGGCAACUACACCUGCGUGGCCAAGAACCCUAACGGCCAGGCCAGGCAACGUUUCAGCCUGGAAGUGCAUCAGAAACCCUUCUUCAAUGCCACGCCCACCUCCAAACGACUGCCCUCCGCCAAAACGGUCCGACUGGACUGCCAGGCGAAGGGCGUGCCCCAACCGCGAGUCUAUUGGCUGAAAGACGGUCAACCUGUCACGAUCGGGGGCAGGAUCAAGAAACAGUGGACGGGAUUGGUGUUUAGUCAUACUUUUACCACAGAUUCGGGAAUAUACCAGUGUGUUGCAGUGAAUUCCGUUGGUAAAAUUUCGACAGCUGCUCAGGUGGAGAUUAACAAUUCUGAAAGUCCCAGUCCUCCUCAAAACGUCAAAUGUCGUCCGUUUGACAGCGAAAGAGUCUGUAUCACGUGGAAGAGUCCUCCAAACGUAUCAGCCCAAGCGUACAGUGUAUAUUCGUAUUUUACAAAAGAUGGUGAAGAAAUGGCAGGACCUGAAUUUCUUGUAACCGAAACGUUUCUGCUGACAGAAGGCCUGAAAACUAGUACAAAUUACACCUUUUACGUGAGGUUAUAUUCGAAGCAUGCCAGCGAUCGUUCGGACAAGAUCACCUGUCAAACAGGUUUAAAAGAAUCUCGAAAUUUGGAUAUUGACGUCAUUAAUAGUACCACCCUGGUACUGAAAUGGAACAAGCUGAGUUCUGAUGUUUUGUGCAACGGUACCAAAGAUCCUUAUGUAGUGGAAUGGUACAGGGAGGGCGACGAAAAGCAGAUAACUUCAGAAAUAACAAUGGAAAGAAAACUAAUUGUAACAGAUCUGAUACCCUCGACCGACUACCAGUUCAGGGUAACCACCGAGAACAACGCCAUCGGUCAACGCGACGCCUCCUGGACCAUGUACAUCAUCCCCGACCUCCAGGACGCAGAGAACGGUUCCUCGGACACCUCCAGCGAGCUGCGCGCCCCCAAGUACCUCCACGAGAUAUCCUCCACGUCUACCAGUACCAAGAUAUCCUGGGACCGGGUUGCCGGUGCUAAAUUCUACACGGUGUGCUACGUACCUGCCAAAGAGAAUAGGGAUUGCGAAGAGGACGAUUUUAUUCGAAGUUACUCUCCGAAAUUCUCUGUUUCAAAACUGACACCAAAUACGGACUACCUGUUCAAAGUUAGAGCCCACGAUGCCAAUAAUGUUUCCGGUGCUAUAUCCAAUUCGCUAAAAAUUCACACACUUGCUGACGUGCCUUCUUUAGUAGAAGAUCUAGAGUACAAAACUAUAAAUUCUUCGGCUGCGUGUGUUUAUUGGCGACCACCAAAGAACCACUACGGAAAUUUAAAGAGCUACGUCAUAUCGUACACGAUCGAUCCCAACCUGUCACUGGAAAACCUGAUCGAAUACAACGUUUCCAUUAGUCAUGGAAAGUCACAGUUUUGUUGGAAAGACUCUGACGAAAACGGAGAGAUUUGGUCGACUUUACUGACAAACCUGUCCACUCAGCAUACAUAUUUGGUGAUGGUCAGGGCUGUCAACGAUUUUGGAGUUGGUCAGCCGUUGGUCACUAGGUUGGACAUACCAAAUAAAGCCAGUGAGGUUGAACAAGACGAAGCUUUACAUAACAGAAAAGUCGGUAUCAUAUUGGGUGUUGUAUUGGCACUGAUCUGCAUCUGGUGUUGUAUAGCGUUCAUCUUGCUGCGCAGGCGUUGUAUAAAGAGAAGAGCGGUGGCGAGGGAACGCUUGGCCGUUUCCAGCAACUAUCGCCCUGCGGUUGCGCAUUACAUGCCGCACGUUGGAACUGUUCAAGUGAGAAUGGAACAGCCGUGUACCGCAACCGAACACGAAAUCGAACAAUUAGUACCUGAAGAACAAACCUCACAUAUUCCUCCUAUCACACCAGAUCAUUUGGAUACCAAGUCUUCUGAUUCACAGGGUGCCAAUGAUUUCCCAAAUGGUCACGUGAACGGGACUAACAACAAACGUACCCAUAUGAACGGUGCCGUUCUUAAUGGAAACGUUCAUAUAACAGAGAAUCCACAGUAUUACGCUUAUGAAAGUAGAGGCAAAAUGGCCAAGAACAAAUCCGAACCCCUCCUCAGGCACUACGUGGAAGACUCCAACUCCAACAGCGUGAAGCCAUCCAAGUUCUACGACUUCCUCCACCUUCUCGACCACGCUGUCAAGCCCAAACCCUCGUCCAUUCAGGACGAAGGCGCGAGCAUUCUCUCCAACGGGGAGCUUUCCCCCAACACCACCCAACUUACCAUCCUGGAGGACUCUCUCAAUAACGGGGCACACAGGAGACUAUCCCCAGUUUUAGAGCCCAACGGUUAAAGGAAUGGGGUUCGCAGGAUAUAGGUGAAUGUUUUUACAAAACUCCAAAAAAAAAUCACCUCCGUAUAAUCGGGGAGAACGAAAAUAUUUAGAUGUAUACGGAGGGGAACAAAAAAACUGUAAGAGAGCAACAAGUACUAUAAUACCAACCAACCGCGAGUCAUCUGCUGCCUUAAACGGAAAAAAAAUAGUUUAAAUAAACAUAGGUAGUUCAUACGUAAUUGCAUUUUACACGUUUAAUGAAAUUGAAUAAAGAAACGCAUCGACUGAUUUUUACAAUAGGAUAAUGUUUUGAUUCGGAUUUGUUUCUCGUGUGGAAACCUUGAGGAUGUGUCACGUAGGUGUUGGAUUAAUUCGAGUUUUAAAAAAGUUUUAGUGCCACUGGUACAGAAUUGUGUCACGUACGUCGUAGAUUAAUACUGGUUUUAACGGUUUUGGAAUCACAGGAACAGAAUAAAUAGUUUUGGAACUGUGGUGUUGAGUGUUGAAGAAACACAACACUACAGUAGUUAGUACCUACUAUAUAAAAGUGGAUUUCAUUUAAUUAUAAUGGUAAAUAAAUGAAAAUAUUCUAUAUCUUAUCUGAAUAACUGAAAUGUUAACAAUUUGCUUAUACAACAGUAUAACGAAAGUAUUCAUCUACAAUCUCUAUGUGAUUUCAAUCAGAAAAAUUGUUACAUCCAAAUUAAGUAACUGUUUAUAAUAAAUCUCUUGAAUAUUUGGUUAAAUAACCAAUCAUUGUUAUUUGUUGCAUGACUUGUAUUUACGCUAUUUAAUUUGAUUUAACUUUUUUUUUAAUUUUUGAAUCAAGGCAAUUUAUAUUUCAGUAUUAGAAAAUAUACUUCAUCAAUUUGAGAAUAUCAAAAUAUGGUUAAAUAUCGAUCAAAACUUUGAAUUCUUUAAAU